AUGCAAAAAAUAAUUUAUCUAUCAAUAGUAUUAUUGGUAGUUUCAUUAUUUUUAAUAUCGAUUGGUUUUUCAUCACCAACACUUUUUAAUAAUAAUAAUAAUAAUAAUAAUAACGAAAAUGAAAAUAAUAAAUUAUUAAAUAAUAAUGUCAAUAAAGAAAUUAAUAAUAUUAUAAAUAAAGGUUAUCAAAAAAUGGUAGAUGGAUUGAAAUUAAAAAGUCAAUUUCACUACAAUGAAGAUAAAUAUAUGAAAAGAGCAAUGGAAAAACAACAACAUAAUCCACUUGGUUAUAAAUGCCAACAUGAUUCAAUUGUUCAAAAGAGAAUAAAUAAAUUAAAAUUAAAAUCCGCCGACGAUAAUAAUAAUGGUGAAAAUUUAAAAACUAAAACCGUUACUGAAAAAUUAGUUAAAGAUGCCAAAGCAUUGGAAGCAAGUGCAACUACUGUAUCUGCAACAACAGCAAGUCAACCAAUUCGUUUCCAAUUUGAUACAAGUUAUAUCACUGGUACAAAAGAUAAAUAUGCAUGUCAUAAUGUUGGUGAUGUAAUUUCAGUUGGUUUUUCAUCUGGUGCAACUAAACCAUGUGAGCCAGAUGGUUCAGUUGAAGUUUGUUUAUAUACAUGUACUGAAGCAGAUAUACAAACCACUCAACUUCAAAAUUUUUAUAAAAACAAUAUCAUUGAAACUAUUAAAGAAGUUUUCCAAUCAAGAUUAUUAGUCAGAAAUCCACAAAACUCUUUUACUUUUAAUCCAGCUGCAACCGAUGGUACUUGUGAUUAUGGUGUUCCAAUUCCUGAUAGUUAUUAUACCGAUGGUAUUGAAAAUACUGAUAUUUAUGUUUGGGUAACUUCAAGACCAACUUCUUCAAAUAAUACAAUUGCAUAUGCAUUUGCAUGUGAUUAUGAUACAACAAAUAAUAUUUUAGGUAGACCAAGAGCAGCAUCAAUUAAUUUUAAUCCAAUAUAUUUUUCACCAUUUAUUGGAGCAGAGAAUUCAAUUUCAUUUAAUGAAUAUGUUAGAGUUGGUAUACAUGAGAUGACACAUGCAUUAGGAUUUUCAUCAUCAUUUUUCGAUUCAUUUGUUAAACCAAAUACAGCAGAUGUAAUUAGAGAUGGUACUGGAGCUGCUGAAAAUUUUAAAUUCUCUGGAAAAACACCAAGUGGUGAAAGUUAUUCAGUGACUAAAUCUGCGAUUUAUUCGGAUCAUGUUGUAAACUUUGCCAAACAACAUUAUGGUUGUAAUGAUUUGAAACAUCAAGAACUUGAAGAUUUCGGUGGUUCAGGUACAGCUGGUAGUCAUUGGGAAGCCAGAACCGCCGGUGAAGAGUAUAUGUUGGGUUUUGUCAGUCCAGUGAUGCCAAUUACCGAUUUAUCAUUCAAUUUGUUAUUGGACUCUGGUUGGUACGAAAUUGUGACCAACUCUAGUGAACCAUUAAUUUGGGGCAAAGGAUUAGGUUGUGAUUUUGUCCAAAAGCCAUGUUCUACAAGUACAUGGAAUUACCAAGGUUACUUUUGCACUGAAAAUGGUGCCUCCUCUUGUACCGGUACAAGAAUGGGUAAAGGUGUUUGUAGAAUAGUUACAGGUCAAAACGAAUGGUUGCCACAAUACCAACAUCUUGAUAAUCCAAAAUUGGUUGGUUAUAAUUUGGCAGCUGACGGUUGUCCAUUCUAUUCGGUUCAAGAUAAUAAUGUAUACUGUUUUGAUACAUCCAAACAAUCCACUGCAAACUCUCAAGUAUUUGAAGAAUAUUGUGAAAACUGUCGUUGUUUUGAAUUUAAAGAUGGUAACGAUGGUUCAAUUCAACAAUCUUGUUGGGAACAAAGAUGUGGCUCAAAUGGUUUACAAAUUAAAAUUAAUAAUAAUUGGGUUGAUUGCCCUGAUUCUCAAACUAUAGUCUCAAGUGGUGUAACUGUAGUUUGUCCAACUGGUUAUACAAUUUGUGGUGGUGAUCCAAAACCAGUAAUUGUAACUGGUAGUUCUGGAAUUAAAAUCUUACCAUAUUUUAUUUUAAUUUCAUCAUUAAUAAUUUUAAUUUAUUUAUUAAUUUAA
Dictyostelium discoideum AX4 is the source of this 2049-nucleotide messenger RNA. RefSeq names its product peptidase M8, leishmanolysin family protein (gene sigB). The record is from RefSeq and is a predicted model, not a curated record. Gene Ontology annotation, molecular function: metalloendopeptidase activity. Gene Ontology annotation, cellular component: membrane. The transcript has 2 exons. Lineage: Eukaryota; Evosea; Eumycetozoa; Dictyosteliales; Dictyosteliaceae. Gene Ontology annotation, biological process: proteolysis; cell adhesion. Bases 1 to 2049 code for a protein of 682 amino acids.